AUGCGGAUCCUGGCCUGGCUGGGCAUUGCCAGCCUCUGUCUGGGGACACCUUGGGCUGUCCCAGCCAAGAAGGAGAGGAGGAAGGCAGAGAAGCCAAAAGCUGAUCUUGCUCUCUAUGAAAACCUGGACCUGGACAACUACGACCUGACAUUGGACAACUACGGUGACAUCCUGGACCUGAGCAACUAUGAGGAGCUCUACGACUACGGUGACCUUGCUCCGAAGAUCGAGGUUGGCACUCUGGCUCCUCGCCCCAAGGACCCCACGGCUCUCCCAAAUGUGGGUGCCACGACUGAAACCCCGAAGCUGCAGCCUCCGACCAUUGCCGGCCCCGUCCGCCCAGCACCCAUCUCCGUGCAGGGUGAGUGCGGAUCCCCGGGUGCUGCACAAAGUUGCAGCCACGGCUUGCUCUGCCUCUGCAUCGGCACCUCCGUCUACUGCGACGAUGCCGACCUGGAGCACAUCCCACCGCUGCCGCCGGAGACCACCUACCUCUACGCCCGCUUCAACCGCAUCGGCGCGAUCCGGGCCAGCGAUUUCACGGGGCUGAAGAAGCUGAAGCGAAUAGACCUGACCAGCAAUUUCAUCUCCUGGGCGGACGUGGACGCCUUCCGCCUGCUCCCCAGCCUGCAGGAGCUCAUCCUGCCUGAGAACAGGCUGACGGUGCUGCCCGAGCUGCCCCGCAGCAUCGUCCGGCUCGAUGCCCGUCUCAACAGGAUCCCCAGCACCGGUCUCCGUCCUGAAGCUUUCCGGGACCUGAAGCAGCUGCAGUUUCUCCAUCUGUCCGAUAACCAGCUGGACUACAUCCCAGUGCCCUUGCCCGAGAGCCUGCGCUCCCUGCACCUCCAGAACAACAACAUCCAGACCAUGCAUGAGGACACGUUCUGUGACAGCCAAGACCACAGCCAGAUCCGCAGGGCGCUGGAGGACAUCCGCCUCGACGGCAACCCCAUCAACCUCAGCCUCUUCCCCAACGCCUAUUUCUGCCUGCCCCGCCUGCCCACGGGCCGCUUCUUCUGA
Messenger RNA from Cariama cristata (Red-legged seriema), 1020 nucleotides. It is a transcript of the gene OPTC, whose product is annotated as opticin. The transcript has 6 exons. The record is from RefSeq and is a predicted model, not a curated record. Lineage: Eukaryota; Metazoa; Chordata; Aves; Cariamiformes; Cariamidae. The coding region runs from base 1 to 1020 and encodes 339 amino acids. Gene Ontology annotation, molecular function: protein binding.